UUCGCUCUUCUUGACACAGGAAUCGACGUGACUGCGAACCAAGAAGAAGUUUCGGAUCACGAGACAUUCCAGCUCGAGUUCGACUGCUCCACGAAACGCUGGUACAUACGUACCAUGCAGGACAAGUACUGGACCCUGGAAACAGCCGGUGGGAUCCAAGCAGUCGCCGACAAAAGGUCGUCGAAUGCCUUGUUCGAGUUCACGUGGGGAGAAAAGGGGUCAGUGAGCUUCAGAGCCAAUAACGGCAAGUACGUGACGACCAAGAAGUCGGGUCACUUGUACGCCAACGCUGACAUCAUCGAGGACAACGCCAAGUUUUUCUUCCAACUCGCCAACAGGCCAGUGCUGGUGCUCAAGUGUGAUCAGGGCUUCGUGGGCACGCGGUCCGGCUCGACCCAGCUCGAGUGCAACAAGGCCUCCUACGACACGAUCCUGGUGGAGAAGGGCCCCAACGGCGUCGUGCACUUGCAGGGCAAGAACGGCAAAUUCUGGCGUCCCACAGGCGGCCAAGUCUCGUGCGACGCCGACCAACCCGACGGCUUCUUUUUCGAGCUGGCUGAGCCGUCGCGCGUGCGCAUCAAGACUGCGGACGCCCAAUUCCUGGCGGCCGCCAAGAACGGCGGCUUUAGCGUCGUCGCCGACGCGGAGAACGCGACACUCUGGGAGUACUGAAGGAAGCUUGUGGAGUGAGUGUUGUCGGGCGGAGAGGACAGAUGUCGCUGCUGCUCUGCGAAGGAAGAGGACGAUGGCGCUGGCAGACGAAUAAUAAUAUGAUGGGGAUGAAGAUAUGAUGAUGAUGCGAUGCCGAUGAGUUUUUUCGCGCCACAUCAGAACAUGUUUUUGAUGGAACUUCGGGGAUCCUUUAUCUUUCGCCAUAAUCAAUGAUUAUUUAUGUAUUUCUUGAGUUCUUCACAUCAGUGCUGGAGCUUGGUUUGCUGCGCAUUUGCAUGAGCAGAGAGCUGAUCAGAGUUCUCUUCGAGUUUUACUCUGAUUAUUCUGAAGUCACUAUUUAAUCCUCUUCUCACUUAAUAAGGUGACUAAAAU
Molecule: messenger RNA, 1044 nt
Organism: Notodromas monacha
Lineage: Eukaryota; Metazoa; Arthropoda; Ostracoda; Podocopida; Cyprididae
Source: the annotation of a GenBank genome assembly